GGGCAAAAGAAAAAAGUUUGUGCGUAAUCUAAGAAAAACUCGGGAAGACGAAGAGGUUUGGAAGCUGGUGCUGUUGAAAGCAGAGAGAAGAACAGCCAUGAGGGAGUUCGUCCUUCUGCUGUUGAUCGUCCUCAGCAUCCUGGCCGUCCUCUUUUCCAGUUCUGAUCACAAUGGUGCCCCCUUCGUUAAUCUUCCCCUUCCUCCAUCUCCUUCAAGGCCUUCUGCAACAGACUCGCCGGAAAACAGCAUGACCCCAGUCAGUUCUCCAGAUGUAAAUUCCCCAACGCUGAGCCCAGCCAUUUCUCCAGGCAUAAAUUCCCCAAAGGGUGAACUGGUGGUUAAUGGCGAGAAGGCCGGGAGGUUAGAGAAAGUAGAGAUGGGACUGUGGAUGUCAAGAGCGUCCAUCAAGAGGGCCAUCGUAUCUGGAAACUACACAUCUCAAAGGCCGCAGUCCUUCGUCCCCAGAGGCUCCGUCUACCACAACCCUCACGCCUUCCUCCAGAGUUACAUAGAGAUGGAGAAGAGACUGAAGGUAUUCGUUUAUGAGGAAGGUGAGCCGCCCCUGGUCCACGACGGCCCAUGCACCUACAUUUACUCCAUAGAGGGGCAGUUCAUUCACGAGUUGGAGCAGGGCAGCACACCCUUUGUGACGAACAACCCUGAAGAUGCCGUGCUCUAUUUCCUUCCUCUCAGCAUCUCCAAGGCUGUUCAUUCUCUCUAUGGUCCAGGCAUUCGUGAAUGGGCGCCGCUCCACAGGGUGGUCAGUGACUAUGUGCAGGUCAUCUCAACCAAACACCCAUACUGGAACAGAACAAACGGUGCAGAUCAUUUCAUGCUUUCCUGUCACGAUUGGGCACCAUUUGCUACAACUAUAAACUCUGAUCUCUUCAACAGGUCUAUCAGAGUCCUCUGCAAUGCCAAUGUCUCAGAAGGCUUCAACCCAAGAAAAGAUGUCACUCUCCCAGAAUUCAACAUUAUGGGCUACAGUCUCCCAAAUCCUGUACAUACUCCAACCCCACUUUCUUCCAAAACAAUCCUUGCAUUCUUUGCUGGGGGAAACCAUGGUGCUAUAAGAGACAUUCUGCUUCAGCACUGGAAGGGCAAGGACUCACAGGUUCAGGUAUAUGAGUACCUGCCCAAAGGCAAAAACUACACUCAGUUGCUACUGAGCUCCAGGUACUGCCUCUGCCCAAGUGGGUACGAAGUCGCUAGCCCGCGGAUCAUCGAAGCCAUGUACACCGGCUGCGUCCCGGUCACGAUCAACGACUACUAUGUGCUUCCGUUCAGUGAUGUUCUCGACUGGAGUCAGUUCUCUGUUCGAAUCCCCGUGUCCCGGAUCCCGGACAUCAAGAACAUCUUGAGUGCCGUUCCGGAGAGCACAUACUUGAAGUUGCAGGCAAAUGUGUUCAGGGUUCAGCAGCAUUUUGUGAUCAAUCGUCCUGCUAAACGCUUUGAUGUUAUCAACAUGUUGCUUCACUCCGUUUGGCUUAGAAGGCUUAACAUGAGACUUCAAGAUUCAUAGCAAGCCUUGUUUGUGCUGUGUCUAUACUAAUUGGGACUCUGUUCCAAAUUGGUAGGGAAGAAACGAAACUCUUCCAAAUUGUGAUUCAUAGGCUCAGCAUGUAAUUUGGAUCUCUUUGUCUCUCUCUCUCUCUUAUUCGGCUUCGGCGCCGUCCUUCGUCUACUGUUGGGUGAUUCUGCUGUUCCGU
Molecule: messenger RNA, 1709 nt
Organism: Nymphaea colorata (pocket water lily)
Lineage: Eukaryota; Viridiplantae; Streptophyta; Magnoliopsida; Nymphaeales; Nymphaeaceae
Product: probable glycosyltransferase At5g20260
Exons: 4
Coding region: 98-1522 (474 amino acids)
Molecular function (GO): glycosyltransferase activity
Source: RefSeq, a predicted model, not a curated record